UAUUAUUUUAUAAAGGAAUCAAUCAUUAAGUGGAAGAAUAUGGAAACUAGAUGUUGAUUGAAUUGCAUCAUUAGUCUCUCGAUGAAUCAAUUCCAAUGAGUCUAGUCUAAUUCACUUUCAAACAUGGUACUUGAAAGUUAUUGUGGUUACAAUCCAUGGGAUUUGGUUGAACAAUGGAACUCGAAUUCAUUCGUAAUCUCACCAUGCUUCACUGAUACCUUUUUACUUUGGAUUACUUGGUUCUACCUUUACCUUUCAUUGCCCUUCUCAGUUUUUUUCCUGAAAUCAAAUUCCCAUAAAAAGCAUUCUUGGACUUUAUUUAUUGCUUUAAAAUUGUCAAUUGGAUUGGUUCUCGUUGUAUCGAGCAUUUACGAAUUGAUUGAUUCUUUGAUUGAAUUUGAAAAUGAUCAACUUGUCUAUCCAACUGCUUACCUAACUCCAUCUAUUAAGCUUUCAACUUAUUUACUUUCAUUAUGGCUAAUUUGGUAUCAUCGGGCAAAAGGAGUCCAAACUUCAGUGUUAUUAACCAUUUAUUGGUUUCUUAUGACUAUCUAUUCAGUUUUCAAUUUGUAUACCCUUAUAGUUACUUUGGAGCAUCGUGAUGAAUUCUCUUGGUCAUUUGACAAAACUGAUGUGGUCAACAAAUCUCUACAAACUUCUGGUGUACUCUGCCAACUGUUGCUUUAUUGUGUUGCUGAUACGAAAAAAGAAACGCCGAGUAAAGAAAGCGAGAAUGCGUGUCCUUUUGAGAGCUCGCCUUUCAUCAGUAAACUGUUUUUCACAUGGUUUGAUUCAAUGGCCAUUCGAGGCUUCCGUAGGACACUUUUACAAUCAGACAUGUGGAGCUUGAGGGGACCAAACACCGCACCAGUUAUUGAAAAGAAGAUCACUUCUGUUGAGGCAAAACUUCGUUUAAAAGACCAGAGAACAGACAUUUUGAAAAUUCUGGUAAAAUCGUUUUGGCCCACUUUCCUUCUUGGCGCUGUAUGCAAAUUUUGCUCAACUUUACUUAUCUUUGCUGGCCCACAAUUAAUGGAUGCUUUGAUAGCAUUUGUCAUCUCCGAUCACCCGGUAGGGAGAGGCUAUAUUAUCGCAGCUGCUAUGUUCAUUUCUUCACUUAUGCAAUCAAUUCUAGAAUCUCAAAGCGAAUUUUGGACGCAAGUAGUAGUGAUACGAAUGAAAGCAACACUCUUCUCGAUUAUUUAUAAAAAAAACAUCAAGCUUUCAAGUCAUGGAAAACGUGAUUACACUACUGGUGAAAUUGUCAACAUAAUGGCGGUUGAUGCUCAACGAGUCAUUGACUAUUUUGGUAUCGUUAACAUUAUAUGGUCUGCCCCACUUCAACUGGCGAUCACCAUAUACUUGCUUUGGAGAAAGUUGGGUGUUUCAUCGUUCAUUGGCCUAUCAGUCAUAUUACUUCUUGUCCCUUACAAUGGUUUCAUUGCAAGUCGAUUCCAAGCAUGUCAAGUCGCUCUGAUGAAAGAAAAGGAUUCUCGAUCAAAAUUAGUUUCAGAAGUUUUAAAUGGAAUGAAAGUCUUGAAAUUAUAUGCUUGGGAAGGCGCUUUUGGUGACAUUGUUGCGUCAAUUAGAAAAAAUGAAAUUAAAUUUUUGAGAGCUCAGGCGCUUUGGAUGGGAGGAAUCACGUUUUCUUUUGCUUCUUUAUCUUUUCUGAUUACGGUAGUUUCCUUCGCAUCCUAUGUGUUGAUUGAUAAAAAUCAUAUUCUUGAUGCAAAUAAAGCUUUUGUAUCAAUAACACUGAUAAAUACUCUAACUAUGCCAUUAAAUUAUCUCCCAAUCGUAUUAACCUUCGGAGCAAGUUUUUUGGUAUCGGUGAAAAGGAUAAAUAAAUUUCUCGCGGGAGAUGAACUCGAUACUGAAUCCAUUAAUCAUAAUCCUGAUUCAACUAAUCCAAUACUAGUAAAGGAUGCAACCUUUUCUUGGUCUCGUGAUGAAGAACCAACCCUUAAAGAUAUAAACAUACAAGUUGAGAAGCAAAAAUUGGUUGCUGUUGUCGGUGUUGUUGGUUCUGGUAAAUCUACUCUACUGUCUGCUAUUCUAGGUGAUUUGUACAAGAAACAUGGCACUGUAAAUGUAGAUGGCAAAGUUGCUUAUGUACCCCAAUCAUCUUGGAUACAAAAUGCAACAGUUCGAGACAAUAUUUUGUUUGAGUCACCCUUUGUUCAAGAAAAAUACGAUCAAGUUAUUGAAGCCUGUGCGUUGACACCUGACUUGAAGAUAUUAGCAGGAGGCGACUUGACUGAAAUUGGUGAGAAAGGAAUUAAUUUAUCCGGUGGACAAAAACAACGUGUUUCCAUUGCUCGUGCAGUCUACUCAGAUUCAGAUAUUUACCUUUUGGAUGAUCCACUCUCAGCUGUCGAUGCUCAUGUUGCUAAACAUUUAUUUGAAAAAGUAAUUGGAAACAAAGGUUUACUUAAAAAUAAGACUCGACUUUUGGUCACUCACAGAAUCACAUUCUUACCGCAAGCAGAUGAAAUAAUUGUCUUGAGGGAUGGAAAAAUCUACGAAAGUGGAACUUUUAGUGAACUGAUGGCUAAAAAGGGUGAAUUUUUCAACUUCAUUGUUCAAUAUCAGGUUGAACAAGAAGAUGAGUUGGAUUCUGAAGACGAAAGUUUUGUUAAAGCUUUAGAGCUUGACCAAAGGCUAUCACUCACCCGAUCCAUAUCUUCUGCUGAGUCAGAGACUUCAGCCAUUCGUCGUCGAGCAUCACACACUAGGCAAAGUCAAAGUAAAAGUAAAAAAUCAAGAGCAACAUCGAAAAAUGACGCGAAAGAAGACAAAUUCAAACUGAUUGAAGCUGAAACUGCCGAAACUAGCUCAGUUAGUUCCAAGGUUUAUUUUGAUUAUAUCAAGGCCAUUGGUUGGAAAAACUGUUCUGUCAUAUUAUUAUUUUUCACCAUUUUCAGUGGUUUCAUUUUAGCCUCAAGUCUAUGGUUGACAGAUUGGGCUGAUGACUAUUUAAAUCCUCUCAACUACCAUAAUACAGCUUUACGAAAUAAACGAUUAAUAGUUUACGCUAUAUUGGGCACUUUUCAAACAAUUUUCAUCUUGGCCAGUACAUUGGUGCUGUGUAUCGCUGUUGUCGAAGGUUCACGGUGGAUUCAUGAACAAAUGUUGUCACGUUUAAUUCGAGCACCAAUGUCAUUCUUUGAUUCCACACCUACAGGACGGAUUUUGAACAGAUUCACUAAAGAUAUCGAUUUAGCUGAUACAGCAAUGAGCUUUAGUAUACAGCAACUUCUGAUCAGAGUAUUUAGUUCGGUUACUGCAGUUAUAAUUAUAAUCAAGGAAACACCAUUCUUGGUAAUAAUGAUCAUUAUUCUUGCUUUGGUUUAUAUUUUGAUUCAGAAAAUAUACAUCGCAAGUUCACGACAAUUAAGGCGAAUCGAUGGAGUUACUCGUUCACCCAUAUUCUCACAUUAUACUGAAACAGUUACAGGUUCAACUUCAAUCAGAGCUUAUCAAGCAACAGAUCGAUUCUCGGAAAAAUUAUUCAAAUUGGUUGAUGUAAACAACAGUGCAUCUAUGGCCAAUCUUGCCGCAAGUCGUUGGCUAUCAGUUAGACUUGAAUUACUUGGCAACAUUAUUGUAACAUCGACUGCACUUUACGCUGUAAUUGGCCGUGGAAGCAUGAGUCCUGGGAAAAUAGGUCUUUCCAUCAGUAAUGCAUCCCAAAUAACUAGUAUUUUGGACAUGUUAGUUCGUUCAUUUUCUGACCUUGAAAAUAAUUUAGUUUCCGUUGAGCGUUGCUUGGAAUACACAAAAUUGGAUGCUGAGGCACCAUGGGUCAACCCGUCUCAUAGACCAUCAAAAGAUUGGCCUUUUGAGGGUCGAAUUACAUUUAACAAAUAUUCAACUCGAUAUCGACCUGGUCUCGAUUUGGUAUUGAGAAACAUCACUUGUUGCAUAGACUCUAACGAAAAGGUUGGAAUUGUUGGACGAACUGGUGCAGGUAAAUCAUCAUUGACGUUAGCUCUAUUCCGUUUAAUUGAACCCACUGACGGAACUAUUACGAUUGAUGAUGAAGAUAUAACUCGAUUAGGACUUCAUGAUCUACGUUCACGAUUAACUGUUAUACCUCAAGAUCCUGUGCUCUUUUCUGGUUCAUUUAGAAGAAACUUUGAUCCCUUGGAAAUGCAUACUGAUAAUGAAAUUUACGAUGCUCUUGAACAAGCAAAUUUAAAAGACUUUGUAGUCUCGUUGGAUAACCAACUAUAUUAUGAAAUUACUGAAGGUGGAGAUAAUCUGAGUGUUGGUCAGAGGCAACUUGUUUGCUUAACUCGAGCUCUGCUGCGAAAAUCUAAAAUUCUUGUUCUUGAUGAAGCUACAGCAGCAGUAGAUGUGGAAACAGACGAAUUAAUUCAGCAAACAAUUAGAAAACAAUUCAAAGAUUGUACUAUUGUUACGAUUGCUCAUCGUUUGAAUACUAUCAUGGACUAUGACAAAGUCAUCGUGAUGGAUAAAGGGCAAAUAAUUGAAUAUGAUUCUCCGGAUAAUCUGUUGAAAAACGACAAAUCUGAGUUUUAUAAGAUGGCAAAAGAUGCUAAACUUGUUUAAUGGAAAGUUGCUUUCAAAGUUAUUAACAUUUUGUACAGUAAUGAAUUGUAUUUUUCAAAUUUUAACCUUUUCCUUGUGUAGCUUUUAAAAUAAACUACCUCACAAGGAAAGUACACCAACCGCUCCGAAAAUGUUAAACGUUUUUUGGACUUAAAAUAUUCUAAUGGGUCAGAUAUGAACAUUUGUCAAGCCUUUAGAAUAACAAAUGCUCCGUUUAAAAGUUACAGGGUUUCAAAGUAUCAAUUUUUGCAUAGGUUAAGCCUAUUUAAAGCAAUAUGAAUCUAAUCUAUAAUGAUAAAAAAUUUUACUAUUUUAUUAUAGAUUCACAUUACUCGCAUCGGGCACAUAAACCUAUGAAAAAACACCUUUGACACCCUGUAACUUUUAAACGGAGCAUUUGCUAUUCGAAAGGCUUGCCAAAUGUUCAUAUCUGACCCAUAUGAAUAUUUGAAGUUCAAAAAAGUUUAAAAUUUUCGGAGUGGUUGGGGUACUUCCCUUGUAAGAUGAGCUUUAAAA
Messenger RNA from Tetranychus urticae (two-spotted spider mite), 5091 nucleotides. Its product is annotated as ATP-binding cassette sub-family C member 1. Gene Ontology annotation, biological process: transmembrane transport. NCBI's taxonomy places the organism in Eukaryota, Metazoa, Arthropoda, Arachnida, Trombidiformes, Tetranychidae. Gene Ontology annotation, cellular component: membrane. Gene Ontology annotation, molecular function: ATP binding; ABC-type transporter activity; ATP hydrolysis activity. The record is from RefSeq and is a predicted model, not a curated record.